This is a messenger RNA of Anarrhichthys ocellatus (wolf-eel), 995 nucleotides long. It is a transcript of the gene mrpl32, whose product is annotated as mitochondrial ribosomal protein L32. Gene Ontology annotation, molecular function: structural constituent of ribosome. Bases 63 to 611 code for a protein of 182 amino acids. The record is from RefSeq and is a predicted model, not a curated record. NCBI's taxonomy places the organism in Eukaryota, Metazoa, Chordata, Actinopteri, Perciformes, Anarhichadidae. Gene Ontology annotation, cellular component: mitochondrial large ribosomal subunit. The transcript has 3 exons. Gene Ontology annotation, biological process: translation.
GAUCUCGGUGACCGUGAGCUGUUUGACAUGUUGGACGGAAAAGAAGCGUGCUAACAACAAACAUGAUGAAUAUAGCUGCUUUAGUUAACAGCCUCAGAUGCUCUUUGCUACACAUUGAAAGCAGACUUCUGCAGGUCGCCGGACUGACGUUAGACACGCAACUGGCUCCAGCUCUGGCAGUGAAUGGCCCCAGCCUCCUGCCUCAGCCCGACAGGGAGGAUGAGAUGGAGGAGCAGCACAACCCGGAGCAGUCUCCCGGCCUCCUAGACGGCAUCCUGUGGAUGGCUGCACCCAAGAAGAGGCGCACCAUAGAGAUUAACCGCACCAGGAGGAGAGCUGACAGCAAUCUCCUAAAAGUCAAGAACAACAUCGAGCCGUGUCCAGAGUGUGGCCACUUGAAGCAGAAACACAUCAUGUGUGGCUUCUGUUAUGCUAAAGUGUGCAAGGAGACGGCUCUUAUUCGUCAACAGAUGAAAGCGAUGGAAGGUGGCCCGCUGGGGGCCCCGACCGUGGAGACCAUCGUCCUGUAUGAGGGCGAAACACCAAGUGAGCUGGACAAAGACAAGAGGAUUGUGGAGAGGGGCAGGAAGAGGCCCGCCUGGUUCAGCUAAUGAUGCUGAGAUAUUAUUGCUGUGUGUGAUACAUAGCUUGAGUUUGACACAAGUCACACACACACACACACACACACACACACACUGAUUCUUUAUAUGAUGUAGAAAACAGCAUAUUUUGUCCAGUCUGUUAUUCAGUUAAUGAAGGAGGCUGUUGUGUCAGUUUUGUUUCCAUAAAGCAAACUGUUUGAUCAGCACUGACACCCGGAGCCUUGAUAAAUACUGCCACGUCAGACAUGUUAUCUGUGAACAUACUGUACUAUAUCAAUGAUGUGUUGGUUUGGGGCUCGCAUAGCCUCAAAGUUUUGUUAUUGUUUCAACUCAUAUUUCUGACUGAGAGAAAUUUACUGUAAAUUUGGUUGACAAUAAAUCCAUUAUUUGAAA